Molecule: messenger RNA, 2628 nt
Organism: Hemicordylus capensis (graceful crag lizard)
Lineage: Eukaryota; Metazoa; Chordata; Lepidosauria; Squamata; Cordylidae
Gene: RTN2
Product: reticulon 2
Exons: 10
Coding region: 439-1818 (459 amino acids)
Source: RefSeq, a predicted model, not a curated record
GCGGCGGCAGCAGCAGCCCCACCGCAUCUCCAUCUCCAUCUCCGUCUCCGUCUCCUCCUCUUUGUCUGCCUGCUGCCGCCGCCGCCGCCUCUGCCUCUCCCCACCCGCCGGCUGCUGCCUGCCUUUGAGGAGCACCGGCUGCUGCCGCCUCUCUGCUGCGGCCGCUGCAGGCUGCCCCGCCGGCCUUACGGGGCUGAGAAGCGGGCCGGAGGAGCCGCCGCGCCGGCCAGCCUGGGCUGCGCCCGCCCCCGCCGUGCCUGCCUGGUGGGCCGCAGGGGCGGGAUGGCGCUGCGGGGGAGAUGAGCAGGAGCCCGCCGCCGCCGCCGCCGCCGGGGAGGAAGGAGGAGAGCAGGAGGAGGAGGAGGAGGGCAGCGCGGCCAGAGCGCACCCCCGCCCCGUGGGGAUCCCGCAUGGACCUCGAGGCGGCCGGCUGGGGCCAUGGGGCAAGUCCUGGGAUUUGCCCACUGCAAAGAGUCUCCAUCUACUGCCUCCACUACACCUGACUCCACGGAUGGUGGCAACGAUGAGUCCGACUUCCCCGAGCUGCAGACAGCACAGGAGUUCUCCGAGGAGGAGGAGGAGGAGGAGGAGGAGGCCUCUGUGGAAUGGGGGACACCACGGGAGCUGACCUUUUCCUACAUCACCAUUGCGGGGGGCCCCAGCAGCAGCAGCAGCAGCCCGGCCCUUGGGGAGCACGGCCCCCGGGCCAGACGGGACUCUCAGACCCGCCAGGCGCGGGCCUCGCUGCCCCGCACGGAGACCUGCGAGACCUUCGUGCCGGCCCUGGGGGACAGCCUGGAGAAUAUCCCCAGCCUCUGCCCGUCCCCCGAGGCCGAAGGGGCACCACCUCCGGCCCACGGCCAAGAACUGGGCCCCUUCUCCAGCUGGGAUGCCCCUCCGAGCUGUGCUGGUGAACCGGACCCCGAGGAAGGAGAGGGGGCGGAGGUGUCUCCCCAUCACAGCCCCACUGCGGAGGCCCUGGAGGGGGAGCGGAGCAGCAGCGGGUCAUCCUCAGAUCUCUCGCCAGAGGACCUCCCGCCAGCCGAGGCCUUAGCGCCCCCCCCUGCCGAGGGCGCCCCUUGUGGUGCUGAAACCGCCCCGCUCCAAGCACUGACCUCACCCGAGUUCUGCCAGGACCCGCCACUGGAUGACGGGAUGGAGGAGGAGGAGGAGGAGGAGGAGGGGGAGGCAGGCCAGGAACCCACUGCUGUGCCGGACCAGGCAGGGGUCGCCUUGGAAAUCUGCAUCACAGUGGCAGACCUGGUGUACUGGCGGGACACCCGCAGAUCGGCGUUUGUGUUCACCUGCUUGAUGGUGGCUCUGCUGUGCCUGCUGCACUUCAGCAUUAUCAGCGUGGCCUCUUACCUUUCCCUGGCUGCCCUCAGCAUCACCAUCUCUCUCAGGGUUUACAGCAAAGUGCUCCAGGCCAUCCACCGGGGAGAGGGGGCCAACCCCUUCCAGGCCCAGCUGGAUGCUGACCUGGGACUGUCGAAGGAGCAGCUGGAGCACCUGACCGAGCGGGUCGUGUUCUAUGCCACGUCGGAAAUCCGGUUCCUGCAGCGCCUCUUCCUGGUGGACGACCUGGUGGAGUCCAUUAAGUUUGCUUUCCUGUUCUACAUCCUCACGUACGUGGGAGCUGUGUUCAAUGGGCUGACCUUGCUCAUCCUGGGUGCGAUAAGUGCAUUUACCUUCCCUCUGCUGUACAAGCAACAUCAGGCACAGAUUGACCAGUACGUGGGUCUGGUGAGGAAUCAGCUGAGUAACCUCCGAGCCAAGAUGCUGGCCAAGUUGCCCACAGCCAAAGCGAAAGCGGAAUGAAUGACACCCCCCUCUCCCCCUCCCCCUCCAGACAGACAGGCCCCUCGCCCCUGCCCCUUUCCACUCGCUCCCACACCAUCCCUCUUUUUGGCUUCUCCUGCCCAGGAACAGGGCCUUCGCUCCCCUCUCCCCCGGCUGGAAAGGGCCCCACAGGCCCAGCUGCCCCUUUUGGCCAGGAGGGCCCAAAGCAGCCCCCUCUUGGGCAUCUCCAGCGCAUGGUCCCUCUGCUAACCGCACACCGAGAUGCCAGCUGUCCCUGCAUGCUCUGAGCAGCCUCUGCGGCCUGGCGGGGGUUGGUCUCUCUGGCCAAAGCAGAGACGGGCAGCCGGUCUCUCUCUCCCCCUGCCAGCAAGCUGUUCAUGCAGCCCUUUGCGGGUGGCUUGGCCUGCUCGGGUGGCGGAUGGACCGCCUCCUGAGCAGCCCCGCCUCUGUCAGGCCCAUCCUCAAGGACUCCGCUCAAGAGCCCACCAGGACUGUCUGGGGUUUGCUGGCCUCCAGCUGUCACCAUUGCACCACGCUCCCCUUCGUCCCAUCUCCACCCGCCAACCUCGAAGCACCUCCUGCUUCUCCAAGAGCCCCGCUUCUCUCCUAGCGGCAGCGUUUCAGGGUUGGCUGGGAGCCUCCCCACCCCCCCACCCCCAACAUGCCCGGCACACACCUUUCCGUGGGCUGUCCCAGCCGCCGCCGCCGCUGCCACCUUCCUUCACAGGCCUGCCUACGAUGGCCAGCCGAGCCAGCAGGGGUUGUGCGUCCAGUUCUUGAACUUUGCCCGGAUUUACACUUUAAUAAAAACGGUUGUGAAAAACAAAA